Zerene cesonia (dogface butterfly) is the source of this 966-nucleotide messenger RNA. RefSeq names its product alpha-(1,3)-fucosyltransferase C-like. The record is from RefSeq and is a predicted model, not a curated record. The coding region runs from base 1 to 966 and encodes 321 amino acids. Lineage: Eukaryota; Metazoa; Arthropoda; Insecta; Lepidoptera; Pieridae. The transcript has 3 exons. Gene Ontology annotation, molecular function: alpha-(1->3)-fucosyltransferase activity. Gene Ontology annotation, cellular component: membrane.
AUGAUGUUGGGACAGAAAGUUUUUAUCAAACAAAAAUGCUCGCAUAUUAAUUGCUACAUUUCAUAUGAUGAGAAUUUAUUAAAAGAGGAUCAUAGAAAUUUUGAUGCGGUAGUUUUUAAAGGAAGAAAUAUUAUAAAUUAUGUUGCAAGUGAAAUAAAUAUAACACGAUCUCCCGAACAAUUAUACAUAUUUAACUCUUUAGAUUCUUCAGAAGUGUAUCCUGUCUGUAACAAAAUGUUUGACAACUUUUUCAACUGGACGUGGACUUACAAGCUCAAUUCGGAUGUAGUGCAUCCUUUUUUCAAUAUUUAUGAUAUCAAUAAUAAAAUAGUUGGUCCGAAAAUAGAACUUAAUUGGACAAGAAAAAUGGAUCACACGGAUAAAUUCAAAAGUAAAAUGCGCAAUAAAACCAGAGCGGUGGCGUGGAUUAUAACAAAAUGUAGAUUAAAAGUUAAGCACGAAGAGUUUAUAAAAGAGUUGAAAAAAGAACUGCAGUUUUAUAAUUAUACAUUAGACGUAUUCGGACCAUGCGGCGAUAAAAAGUGUCCCAAAAGAAGCAAAAAGGGAUGCCAUAGUUUAAUAGAAAAAGAAUACUUCUUUCAAAUGGUUAUAGAAGAAACAUUCGCUGAAGAUUAUGUUACGGAAAGAUUGGUUAGAGCUAUGAAUCAAAUCGCUAUACCGAUUGUAAUGGGCGGCUCGAAUUUUAACAGAUUUUUGCCCCCUGGCUCUUACAUCAACGCACAAUCAUUUGACAUGAAGAAACUUGGUGCAAUUAUUGACUACCUGAUCAAAAAACCGUCAACGUAUGAGUAUUUCUUUGAUUGGAAGAACCACUACUAUUAUAUGGCAAGGCAAAGGUCAAAUAUGUGUGAGCUGUGUACAAAAUUAAAUGAACGUACCAAUAUGACUGCUCCAAAAACAUACCCGAAAUUCAGGACUUGCACGGUAUCAAAUAUCAUUUACUAA